Chara braunii is the source of this 2538-nucleotide messenger RNA. The record is from the annotation of a GenBank genome assembly. Lineage: Eukaryota; Viridiplantae; Streptophyta; Charophyceae; Charales; Characeae.
GGUGAACUGCAAUAUGCCGAAAACGGUAUGAACUUGGCGUUCUCCUUCAGGUUGUGGAUGGUGUUGCCUUUGCUGUUAUUCCCAGGGCUUCACCACAAGUGGUGAGCGCCUCGGUCUGUUGACGCUUUUGCCUUCGAUGUUUUGUCGAGCGCUUAGCUGCAAAUGGCGAGCUCCUCUUAGUUGUGCGCUGACGAUCUCGUAGGAACUGUGAUGCGGAAGUAACUUUGGGUCAUGCUUUGGGCACGUGCUGCAAGUGUGGCUCGGCUGCCACGUGUAAGACACAUCUGGUUUAAGCCAUUCGCUUUAGUUGCUGCUAGCUUGCUAUUGCGAAGGGAAUGAACAUGCUGAAAAGUCACUUGCGUGAGUUUCUCUGUUGCUGUUGCUUUAGCUGCAACAUUUCGAGCAUCGUACAGUUAGUACUACAUGUAGGAGUGAUGGGAUUGGAGAGAAACAUGAAUGGGACUGCAACGGGGCUGGAACAGGUAUCGGAACGAUAAUGGAAGACGGUAUGGAAAUGGGCUAGAAGACGCUUGGGGGGGACGGGGUUGCGAUCGCAAAAGGGUUUGAGUGGGAUGGAUCGGAAUUGGAGGACUAAACAGGGUUGGAACUGGAACAGCGUUGGAACAGGGUUGGAAUGGGACUGAAACGGAAUUGCAGAAGGAUUGGAGCAGGCUUGGGAACAGAAACAGGGUUUGAUAAGGGCUGGAACAAGUUUGCAACUGGAACACGGUUGGAACAGGCUUGGAUUGGGACUGGAACAGAAGUGCAGCAGGGGUGGAACAGGAUUGGAGCAGGACUGGAACAGAAUCGCAGCAGGACUGGAACAGGAUUUGAAUGCGAACAGGGUUGGAACGGGACUCAAACAGGGUUGGAAGAGGGUUGGAAUGGGACUGGAAAAGGAUUGCAAGAGGACUGGAAGAGGAUUUUAACGGGUACAGGGUUGGGACAUGACUCGAAAGGUCUGCAACUGGAACAGGGUUGGAAUGGGACUGGAACAGGCUUGGAACAGGGUUGGAAUGGGACUGGAACAGGCUUGGAACAGGGUUGGAAUGGGACUGGAACANGGAACAGGCUUGGAACAGGGUUGGAAUGGGACUGGAACAGGCUUGGAACAGGGUUGGAAUGGGACUGGAACAGGCUUGGAACAGGGUUGGAAUGGAACAGGUUUGGAACAGGGCUGGAACAGGGUUGGAGAAAAGGGCUGAUUCUUGUGCGGAAAUGGUGGGAUCUUGUCUGCACGGGGAAGGACUGGAAGUUGUUGUUUGUUCUAGCCUUUAGGGCGGACUCGCGCUAGGACUUUUUCUGUCUAGCUCUGGAAGUGAUUGCACUGUGGUUCGUCCAGCUGUGGGCAUAAUUGCAGUCAGAUACAUUUAGGCGAGUGCUAGUGUGAGUACGCCCUUAGCGUCCGAAUCUGUGUUCCCUUGGGCGACAGGUGUUCAACCAUUUACGAGGAGCGGAAUGUUUGUAGGUUGAGUGUAUUGUGCGAAUUGGGCUGAGAUUGCGCUGAAUGCUGCAGUGUGUUCAGGGGUUCGAACUCUGUGUUCCAUAGGGGAUAGGUCCGCUAGCUGUCCUCGUCGUAGUUAUGAAUGGCCUUGUUCAGUUUAUGGCCAUAUGAGGGGAAGAGGUCUAACUAGCUGUUAUUUUCCACAAAAUAGUUCCACUGCAAGGAGAUCAUUUAGGAGAGCAGCAAUAAACCAGAUUGCAACAUCUCACAGAAGACUAGACAUAAUUGAGCCAAGUUGAAAGCUGUGAGCACAGCAAUAAACCAGCUUGCGACAUCUCAAGGCGAAAAUGCACACCAAAUAGGGGGGAUGAGGAAUACACUUAAGUCUCUUGAUAAAGAAAGCCCUUCUACCACCUUCAAUCACCAUAGCAACGGCAAUGUAUAUCUUCCCUAUGAGCGCCCAGAACGCUCAUUCUACUUCCUAGCUCCUACUUAUCUAGCCUAUCUACAUGUCAGCAAUGGUCUGCAUGGCAAUCGUCUGAUCCCGCUUGAAGACCCUGGUCACACAGUCUGUCUUCGUCAACACCAGGUACGCGUAUCAAGUUGAAUGUGUAUGAACUCGUUAGAAAAGAAAAAUCGAUGUUCUCGGUUGCAUCGAAUGGUGUGCUUUUCACUGCCAUUCACUUUCAGAUACUCAGGGUAUCAGUUGUCGGACAGUCGUUGAUGCUUAACCACAUCCGCCGAGGUGAAGGUGGAUCAUAACUUACUAGAUGGUAACUCUGUUUGACGAUAUAUAUAAUGUCUUUUUUUUUUCCUUUUCUUUCUUUGGGCGGGUGGUCAGUGUUGGGGUUGGGGUUGGGGGAAGUGGCGAAGGCGGUGGAGCUGGGAAGGCUUAGCCAUUGAGUUGUGUCGUCUCUCAAACAGGUUGGUGGUCUGUAUCUGGCCAUCAGUAGCAUCUGAUUACAGAGCACGCAUCAGGCCAGCUUCACCAUUCCGGUGGAGACAGUGAGACGUGUUUCGGAAAUAAUUUAAGGAACUUGCUGAGAGUUGAGAUCAACCAUGCACAACGCACUUCACACGAUUCUCACACAAGA